AUGUCACAGCUCCCACUCCCCCUCCUCCGGGUCUUCCUUCUCCUCGCCGCCCUCCUCACCCUCACCUCCUCGCAGACCCUCUCUUCCACAGACGAUGGAGGCUACACAGGCUACACGCUCACAGUGCGCGACACGGCCAACAACACCGACGACGUCGUGUACGAGACGGAAAACACAAACACCGACACCUCAGGCGGCUCGUCCGCGCCCAACGCCGCCCCGCCGGACGUCUUCCUCAACGCGAGCGUCUCGGUCGGCGAAAUCGACCUCACGGUGCGCAACCUGACGGCGCAGAUCAACAUCGCGGCGCAGGUCCUCUCGCUGCUGACCUUCAACGCGGGCGUCGAUCUCAGCAUCAACCGCGUCGAACUGCUCAUCCAGAACGUGACGGCGAAAGUGGAGCUCGAAGCCCGGCUCGAGAACCUGGUGCUCAUGAUCAACGACACGCUCAGCUCGAUUGAUUUGAACCCCAUCAUCGCGACCUUGGGGAACGAUGUGGGAGGUCUGCUGAACAGCACUGUUGGCGGUCUGACGGGUUCGGGUACAACCACAGGCACAAGUACCGGUACCGGUGGCGCCGACAGUGAUUUAUCCGCCCGGAGCGCCCUGCUCGAACAGGGCAUCCUCUACUCCGUGAACGACUACUCCGGGAACGUGCAUACGAACCGCGUGCUCGAUCAGGCGGGCAAUAUCGUGGACGAGAAGCUGGGUAAUGAUGGAGACGUCUAUUCGUCCGAGGUCGUCGGGUCGUAUUGGCAUGAUAUGACGUUCACGGGCCGGGAGAGCUCGGUGCUGUUCGACGGCGUGAGUGCACGCGAGGUACAGUAUUCGUAUACGCCGUUUUCGGGCUUGAUUUCCACCGCGGCCAUUUACCUGGACGGUGAGGGCAACGUGCUGGGGACGAGGGUGUUGAGUGAGAUUGAGGGUGGAGGGUCCAGUACGAUUGCGGACGAUUGA
Molecule: messenger RNA, 957 nt
Organism: Cladophialophora carrionii CBS 160.54
Lineage: Eukaryota; Fungi; Ascomycota; Eurotiomycetes; Chaetothyriales; Herpotrichiellaceae
Exons: 1
Coding region: 1-957 (318 amino acids)
Source: RefSeq, a predicted model, not a curated record